GCGUGUAGGAAUCGAUCUGUGAUUGGUCUCUUUUAGGAAGAAUGAAAGUGGAGAGUUGGCCUACGUCGGUAGCUGCUUCUGGCAAUUGCCCCUGAAGAAAAAAAAAUGGCUGCCUUAGAAAGGGUGAAGGUGCUUGUGUUGGGUGAUUCAGGUGUGGGAAAAUCAUCACUUGUUCACCUCUUAUGUCACAAUCAGAUGCUGGGAAAUCCAUCCUGGACUGUGGGCUGUUCUGUUGAUGUCCGUAUUCAUGACUACAAAGAAGGAACUCCAGAAGAAAAGAUCUAUUUCAUCGAAUUAUGGGAUGUUGGUGGUUCUGUAGGCAGUGCCAGUAGUGUGAAAAGCACACGUCUUAUGUUCUACAAUUCAGUAAAUGGAAUAAUUUUAGUGCAUGAUUUAACCAACAAAAAAUCCUCCCAAAACUUGUAUCGAUGGUCUUUGGAAGCUCUUAACAAAGAUGUGAUUCCAUCUAGUGUCCUGGUGACAAAUGGAGACUAUGAUCGAGAGCAGUUUGCUGAUAACCAGAUUCCACUGCUUGUCAUAGGAACAAAAUUAGAUCAAAUCCCAGAGACAAAACGCAAUGAGGUCUUGAGCCGAACUGCUUUUCUAGUUGAGGAUUUCAGUGCAGAAGAAAUCAAUCUGGAUUGUACAAGUCCUCGCUACUUGGCUGCAGGUUCCUCUAACGCUGUCAAGCUCAGCAGAUUUUUUGAUAAGGUUAUAGAAAAGAGAUAUUAUAUACGAGAUGGUAAUCAGAUUCCUAGCUUCUCAGAAAAAAAGAGAAUGGGAAGUGGCUUUGUAAAGAAUUUUCACUAUGACUGAUCCUCUGCUGUGCCAUCUAUAAAGUGUGCAAAAUGAAAUGAAUGCAGCAUUCUGGUACUAAGCAAAGUCAGAUCUUCUCCCAGUUACAGUGUAUGGAACUGUGUCUUCCCAGAUUUAUUUAGAAAGAAGCUGCAAUUCACUAUCCAAGAAGCAUAAUGAAUACCUAGUUUUGUUGUAGAAUAUGCUGUCUCGUAUUACAUUUUUGUUCGUUAUUAUUAAUUUGCAAAUACAAAUAACAAGCCAGUGAUAAGUGGAUAACUAGGAAAGAGAUUCUACAGCAAUUAUACCAACAUCAUUCCCAUUGCUAUGUCACUGAUAGCAAUCAGAGCUAAAGGACAUCUGAAUUAAAAUAUAUUUAUAAAUAAUAAUGUCUCAAACAUGAAGGAAUAGUAUCGGCAAAGCAAGCCUGCAAAUAAAUGACCAUGCAUACCUAUUUAAUAGUAUAUUCUACUUAUACAGUUUUAAGUGUCAUUAAUUAUAUGGUAAAAUAUACAAAGAAAAAUUGGAAAAGAAGGAAAACAAAACAACUCAGUGAAGGGGUACAAAUUAGUGGCCACAAAUGUUCCUGUUUUGUAGUAUCCUCUGCCCUCCAGAUAGAAGAGUCUGAAAGUUUAUAUUUUAGGGGUGUGCAACAUUUCAAAUUCUAUUAGAGCCUACCCAUAGGAGCUGGGUGCAAUUUCAUUUAUUCCUUAGCAGCAGCCAUGAUGCCCAGUAAAAAGAUGCUCCUGCUUUAAAGAAUGCAGACAAAUCUGGCACUUGCCUACUCUAAAGCACAGUUUAGAAAUUGAAAAGCAUUAUGCAAGUAUAAUAACUUAUCACUUCUGAUUAUACUCUGAGCAGAAGCCCAGAGUAACAAUUGUAUUAUGAAGAUGAGGAUACCUGUUAUAUGCAAGCACUCUGACACGGAAUAAAGAUUUUUU
Molecule: messenger RNA, 1736 nt
Organism: Crotalus tigris (Tiger rattlesnake)
Lineage: Eukaryota; Metazoa; Chordata; Lepidosauria; Squamata; Viperidae
Gene: RABL3
Product: RAB, member of RAS oncogene family like 3
Exons: 8
Coding region: 106-816 (236 amino acids)
Biological process (GO): intracellular protein transport
Cellular component (GO): endomembrane system
Molecular function (GO): GTPase activity
Source: RefSeq, a predicted model, not a curated record